CCUAGUGGUUCCCUUUCGAUAAAGCCCUGCGACGGCACGACCCUCCGAGGGCGUCGACCGCUACUCCUCUCUCUCCGAUGGCGUCCCUCGCCGCCUUCCACCCUAACCUCCCCCACGCCCACGGCCACCCCUCCCAUCCCAACCCCACCAGCGGCCUCCUCCGUCUCCUGCCUUCAUGCCGCCGCCAUCGUGCCCCUCGCCGGCGGGGCCUAGGCCUCGCCGUCUCCGCCUGCGCCUCCUCCGCCGCGUCACCGUCUGCCGCCGGGCGAGGCGAUCGCUCCGAAGCAGCCUCUUCGCUCGAGCGUUGCCUCGCGGCGUCCGCCCUCAGCGCCGCGGCACCCGCGGCUGCGCCUCCCCGCGUACCGCCGGCGAUGAAGGGCGGGAAGCAGUACGGCGCGUUCGGCGCCGUCACGCUCGAGAAGGCCAAGCUUGACCUAUCCCAACGCAAGAAGAAAAUCAUGCCCGAGCUGGCGACAGGUGGUGGUGGUGGAGAUAUUGGGAAGAGAAUUGGCCAUGGUGGUGGUGAUGGCGGGGAUGAUGACGGAGAUGAUGACGAUUACUUUGAUGAUUCUGAUGAUGGAGAGGAAGAAGAUGGUGGACUUUUCAGGAGACGAAUUGUUAUACAGGAGCUUUUUAAUAGAGAGUUUAUAGAUGCUGUAAUGCAAGAGUGGUGCAAAACAAUGAUUAGUUUACCUGCUGGUCUCCGUCAGGCUUAUGAGAUGGGUUUGGUAAGUUCUGCUCAGAUGGUGCGAUUCUUGUCAGUGUUUUCAAGACCUACACACACUAGGUCUUUUUCACGAGCUCUACCUGGAUGGCUAUCCCGAGGUCUUGUUGGAAGAACACUUGCAGAUCCUUCAUUCCCACAUAAGAUGGCUUUCGAGUUCUUGGCUACUUUUGCCUCAUCUGUUUGGUGGGAGAUGAAUAUUCGUAAGGAGAGGUUUGAGCAAGAAUGGGAUUUGGCCGUUGUCAAUGCUUUGACUGCAUCGUGUUGCAACCUUGUGGUUCUGGGGCUUCUGGCACCAUGCCGUUCAUAUGGGAGUACAUCCCGAUUUGACUUCCAAAAUGCCAUUGAGAAACUUCCUAACAACAUAUUUGAGAAGAGUUAUCCUUUGAGAGAGUUUGAUCUGCAGAAACGAAUUAGUGCAUUCCUUUACAAGGCUGCUGAGCUUAGCCUGGUCGGGGUAGUUGCUGGAUCUAUUCAGGGUGGUAUGUCGAAAGCCCUAUCCGCAAGGAAGGAUGGCAGGUUAUCGGUGACCCUUCCUAAUGUCAGCGCCAAUGCCCUUGGUUAUGGAGCUUUUCUAGGAUUAUAUGCAAACUUGCGAUAUCAAUUAUUGUGUGGACUAGAUCAAUAUAUGAUCAAGCGCUUUGAUGUUCUUGGCAUGGCAAUCUUCAUUGGUACAACACUAAGAUUCAUGAAUAUUCAGAUAGGUGAAUCGUCAAGGCGCGCAUGGCUUGGAGAGGAAGCUGAUCCACAGUACUCUGAUCGAUUACUUAGGGCAUACACCAGACCAGUGGAGGUUACUACUGCUGCGGAUCAACAAGAAGAGUCAAGGUGGUUUAUAUCCAAGGAUGCAGUUGUGUCAGGCCUUGGCCUUCUUGGCAUCAAGCAGGGUGGGCCUGAGGCGCAGCUGUCCAAGCCCCGGCGAAAGAGAGUAAUCCGCAAGAAAGUUGCAUCAGGUUGAAAUUAGUGGAUUUGCUUGCGGUGCUGGAACAAUUUUGCUUCAGUUCCACUCCUACCGUACUGAGAGUCAUACCAGGUGUGAGCAGUGAGGAAAGCCAUCAUUGGGAAUCAGAGGCCAGUUUACCGGCCAAGGCAUCGAAGUGGGGUGGUUGAGAGCUUCGGGCUGUUUGCCAUUUUGUAUGUUUUGUUGAUUUCUGAUAAUAAUUGACAUCUCAAUUUCUCGCAUUUUUCUGAGCCAAAUUAGGCACACUUAGGUAGGCUUGAGAAUUGACAUUACUGUCGGUAAUAUGAGAAAUGAUAUUUGCAUA
Aegilops tauschii subsp. strangulata is the source of this 1989-nucleotide messenger RNA. RefSeq lists its product as uncharacterized. NCBI's taxonomy places the organism in Eukaryota, Viridiplantae, Streptophyta, Magnoliopsida, Poales, Poaceae. Gene Ontology annotation, cellular component: chloroplast inner membrane. Gene Ontology annotation, biological process: plant organ development. The record is from RefSeq and is a predicted model, not a curated record.